AUCAAUGCAAGAUCGGUCAAGCAGCAAUCUAGUCUAUACAGAAAUGGCGCAGCUAGGGUCCACACACCGACGCGCUUGAUCGGUACAAUUGCUGCUCCACAAACAAUGUCACGCAACUACGGAUAAAUACACACACACACCGAUCUACCAUCGCUCUGCCCCUUCUCACACCCUAUCUGUCCAUCCAUUCAUCUCUCUAUCACAGUCCUCCCCUUAUCUGUCCCUGGCUGCAGCUGUACAGUGUUCAUCUCCAUAGCUCCACCCAUCCCCAGGCCCCCACCGCUGCUGUUGCCAUUGUUGCUGCCGCUCCCAACGCUCCCGGACCCGUCAAUGUCAUUGCGGUUCCGCCGCGUCAUAACCCCACUCGUCAAGACGCGGAUGUCACCAGGGGAAUACGUCGACCGAAAUGCACCCUCACUGUUGCUGCUGUUGGCGUCAUUGUUGCUGGCGUCUCGGUCUGCGAGGAGGGAGGGGCUGCGUGCACUGCUGGAUGGGUGGUCGUGUCUCGUAAAGGGUGUGAAUGCCGAUGUCAGCGAGAAUCUGCGCGGCGACCUCGGCCCUCCGUGGCGGUAAGUGUAGUGGGGCGGGGGGAAGGGUGGCAUCGACAUAAGCCCGCCUGUGGCCGUGGAUUGGGGCAGCUCCUGCUCCUCCUCGUCGUAUAGCUUGGCGUACUGCGGAGGCGCCAUGAACCUGCACGUAUAUCGCAAACGGAUUAUGGAUGUGCUUAGACGUUAUUGCGUGUCGAUGGGAGGCUGACCGUCUUAUGAGUUGGAACAUGUGUAUGGGCAGCCAUGAGAGCGCCACCAUGGCGGCGACCUUGCCCCAGAACUGGAGUGUCAUGAUGAAGUAGAUGUCGAAUUGGCUGCGGAUGAUGAACAUCGAAAAGACGUACACGUGCACCGUCACAAUCUCGGCCGCUAUCAUCAGCGGAUGCCAUGUACGAACCUAGCAUUGAUACGACCAACAUGCACAAACACCCAUCUGUGUGUGGUCUGGUGCGCUGGGGUUAAUUUGUGUGCAUGUGCGUGACCUCUGACGCGACAUUGAGGAGCUCAGACAGGAUGAGGGCCGUGAAACAAAUGGCCACAAUGUUCAGAAAGGAGUCCUGCAGACAAACAGAAAUAUGGAACCAAAAAGUCAUCCUUGCCGCUGAUGCAUGGAUGGCUGUCUCUCUGUUGGUGCGUAUGUCUGACUUGGAAUAGGAGGACAGCGACGCCCAUGAUGACGCAGCCCUGGUAGGUGCUCUUCCACACCCAGCCGAAGAACGUCUUGAGCGACAAAAUGCGACCGCUGCGCAAAGUCUCAUACAGCUGCACCCACCAAACCCCACGCACACCGCACAGACAGAAGUCUUUUACGUGUUUGCGUUUGUAUGUCCCCAUGCUGACCAUGGGGUACAUGAAGACGGUCGAUUCUGGGAGUUCGACGUCGAGGACGAGAGCGAAUACCGGCGCCAUGGUGUAGUAGGUGCCGUACCCCACCAUGAGCCAGUUCUGGAAGAUGCCCACUGGGAUGCAGUAGAAGAUGGCGCUGAACAGCACCUGGAUGAUCGCUAUCACCAGACCACGGUGAAUCACAAACUGGGCCAACCGAGACGACCUGCACACACAUACGCAACACCACACAGAUGGAUGAAUGGAUGGAUGGGUAGAUGUCACGACCGACCGACCGACCGUUGGUAUGAGUUUCGUCCGUGCCAGAGGAGGAGUCUAAGCAGGUAUCUGAACUGCACGAUGGAUAUAUCGGCCGCCAGGGCGGCCUGCAUGCCCUCCUUCCCCACAAUACCCACGCCCAUGUCAGCGGCCUGCAGACGUAUGCACACAAAUGAGCAUGUGUUGAUCUAUCAACCUACGUACGUCUACAUACCUGUAUCAUGCUGACGUCGUUGCCCCCGUCCCCGAUGGCACAUGUGCGCCCCUUGGUGAUGCUCUUGAUCGCUCGAACCACCUCGGCCUUCUGGGUCGGCGAGCAGCGGCAGCACACCUGCAUGACGCAACACACGGUGGGUGGUGUCCUGGGCAGUUGUGGGCUGUCCCUGCACAUACCACUGAUGGCGCCUGUCCUGCGACAGAGACGAACAGUUCGGGGCACACGCGGAGGAAGAGGCCCACCAAGGCACCGUCCAGCACCAAGACAGAGUUGCUCGCCACCUGACAUACACACACAACAUCUCAUGUGGCAACUGGCAGUCCUGGUCCUCCUUUUGUGUGUGUUGCGUUUCCCACCCGUCCGAAUCUGUGGAUGGCCUGCACGGCUGCCUCGGUGGUGGUGAUCUCCUUGCUCGUCAACACAUGCAGCGAAUGAAGACGGGACUUCAGACCUAAACACCAGCCCCACCGUCACCAACACAACACAGGAGCAUCCUUACACCAUCCCUGCCCUCCAUCUUUCUCUCUCUCACUGUCUGUCUGACUGACCGGCACUGAUUGCGAUGCAGGUGGCAGUUUCGACUUUGUCUCCAGUGAGCAUCCAGACCUUGACCUUGGCCUCUUGCAGCUUCUCGAGUGUGAGUUUGACAUCCUCCUGCAGCUUGUCCUCCACACCCGUCAAGGCCAGCAGCUGGAGCUCACGCUCUAGCCCGGCGAUGGUGCUGCGAAUGCGGUCGGUCUUCAGACUCGCCUUGGCCUGACCGUAACUGAUAUACAUACCAGAGGGAGGGAGGGAGGGUGGGGUUCAUUGAUCUCAUCUGAUGUGUUGUGUUGUGUUGUGCGGUGUCCAUCUACCGUGUGUUGAAGUCCUGGAACUCUUGUGGCGCUAGCUCCCGAUAGGCCACCACCAGGGUGCGCAGACCGUCUCUGAUCAGACACAAUAGACAGACACAGAGGCGGGGAAGACAGGCGGAGAGAGUGUGUGAUGGUACAUGGGUUGGUCACGGUGGGUCACCUGGCGAAGUUGCCGCACUCCUCUGCGAGCCAUCCCGACGCCUUUUGUCUGAGCAUCGACAUCAUGACGCUCUCAGCACCCUUGACGAAGAACAAUAUCCGACCUGACCACCUGCACAGCACAGACAGACACUCAGACAUGGGAACACUGCACUCUCUCUCCGUCUGUAUGUGUAUGCUACCGACCGUUCCCUGACGAUGAUGCCCAUGCGUUUGGUUUCUGAGGAGAAUGGGAAGCAGGCCAGGAUGUCGUACGACACCUCACGGCCGUCCGGCGCCUCCAAUGUCAUGCUCGACGCGUCACGCUACAAAUCACAGCCGACCAUGUGACAUGUUUGAUGUCCUCAUUGUGUUGUGCAAUUGCAUGGUGCGGUGUGGUGCGGUGUGAUGCGCACCUCUCUGAGCUGCAGACCGACUCUCUUUGCGAGCGUCACGAGCGCCACCUCAUCAGGACUCGACGCUUGGAACGACACCUGACGAAUGGACCGAGGCAGCAAGGAGAGCAGACACGUGUGACGAUGAUCUUUGCACAUAUCGGUGGAUAUUCUGACCCCUUUGUCAGUGUUGAGUGGCGUGACGUUGUGGCAGAGGCCGAGCGCCACGACGGCCAUCUGGAGGGCAACCACCUCGUCAGCACGGCGCAAUCGCGCACCCACCAGAGACGAAGAUGACAUGCCAGAAUCUGAACACAACCAUACAGACGUCCAUCCAUCCAUCGCCGCAUUAAGUGGGCGCCUGUUCCUCUUGCCCACGUACCUCUUCUGGAGGUGACCAUGUUGUCGGUGUCGUUGUUGUUGUUGAUGGAUGUGGUGCUGACAAGUGAGGGCGUGGCCACCCCGCUGCUAGCCGAACCGUCCUUGCUCGCCUGCCGUGGCUGCCGAGGCACACGAGAUAUCAUCGCUGACUGAGGCGCCGCACCACCGUUGGCCGACAGGGGGGGCGGGGCUGACUCAGAGUCGGUGAAGGCCGCCUUGAGCGUCGCCCGCAGCUCUUAACGCAGAGAUGGAGAGAAAGGGAUGGAAGGAGGGGCAGUCUGUGUGCACACCACUGCAUACCGUCGAGUGUGUCUUCGGUGAAGAGUGUGAAUCCCAGGUGGAUCUUCUUGAAGAUCAUCUCGUUCUUGGUGAGGGUGCCCGUCUUGUCCGACAACAGGUAGUCGAUGCGACCCAGCUCCUGCACAUAGAUACACACAUACACACAUACGCACAUGCACACAGACAGAGAGGGUCGCUUUCUUCCUCGAUCGAGGCUGCAUCCCCAUCUGUAUUGUAUGGAUGAAUGUGAGGCUGCUGACUGACUUCGGGUAUGGAUGAGGUGCGCACUUUGGUCUCGGGGAUCUUCCAGUCACGCGCUAUCUGAGCGAUCGAUCGGUUAAAGCACCCACCCCCCGGAUAGAGACGUGGACACAUGGACUGGUAUCCGUCAGACCUACUUGCAGUGAGUAGAGUGCCUUGGCCAUGUCGAGGUUGACGCGCAUCGAUAUCGGGAUGAUGCUCGACAGCAACAAGAUAAACCUACCGCCCAUCAAUCAAUCGACCAGUGAGUGUACACAUAGAAUCCUUACCUGUGUGUGUGUGUGUCUAUGUGUGUGUUUGUACCUGAAGAAGUGUAUGUACCAGAUGCCCGUGAGCCCCUGGGGCCUGGUGCAGACGAGUAGGAAGGCGAGGGAGAGGAGGAUGACGCACAGGAUCUUGCUGAAGAAGUUGAUCUCCAUGUCCAACAGACCCACUUUGCUGAUCGUGUGCUGCGUGUUCAUCGCACUGCGCGUCUCCACACCCGUGUAUAUCGCUACACCCAACACCUGCACACGGACGCAGACACGGAUGGAUGGAUGGGUAUAAGAGAGUGCCGUGUUGCCCUACCUGUCCUGACGAGACGACUGUGUUGGCCCAGAGUGUGUUUUCGAGGGUGAGCGGCUCACUCGACACGUUGGACACCCGACGGGGGCUGGACGGCGACCCGCCUACCACAUCCUACACACAUACAUACACACACAACAGGACAAUACAUACAUACAUCGGCCUUUUCUUUCUGGUCACUGACUGACCCCCAGGUCUGCAUUGCUGCCCUGGCUGCUGAAGCUGUCGCUCUUCUGGUACGCCGGCGCCGCCGGCCACUGAGCAGCAGAAGCCGAAGGGGCCUCCUGGUCGCCCCCAGGCCUCUCCGACUGCACCCCUCCCAACGCCGUCUCAUCACCGGCCCCUCUGCUCUGCCGCUGUUGUUGUUGCUGCCGCUGCUGCAACAGCUCCCGUUUGUUGAAGACGGUGAAGCAGCCCAUGAACUCAUAAAUGUCCCGCCGCGGCUUCUCCGCUACCAGCUCCCCCCGCACACGGAAUAUGUCGUCAUUGCGCCGAAGUGCCUGGAUGAAGGGCACGGGCCUCCUGAGCUUCCAGUCGGUCUCGCCGUCGAGCUGGUCGGUGCGGAGGAAAGUCGACCCGCCCUUCUCGGUCGUCUUGAGGAACAGCAGGUCGCAUGGAACGCGCUGGUCGGCGUUGACCUGGAUGAUGUCGCCCACUCUGAUGUCGGCCGCAGUCACCUCGCGGAACCCCUCAUGGGGCGUGAGCUUGCGAUACUUUUGGCCGUUGACCUCCCUGUCGCGUCUGUAUCGCUUGAGGUCGUCUGCCGCCUCCUUGAUCAUGGUCACGCUGAUGACAAACACCAGUGGCGUGAGGUAGGUCACCAGGUUGCCCACCCGAAGCACCGGCACCAGCUGGGCGAGCGCCACGCACAGGAAGAAAAAGUUGAAGAAGAAGCGGAACUGCUGGUACAGCACCAACGGGACGAACGUCAGCACGUUGUACUUGUGGUUCUUGACCACGUUGGGCAGGUGCCGCGAUGCCUCGGGCUCGGUCGUCACGGACCCAUCGCCGGCCAUGCGGAUGGUCCUCUCGAGAUAGGCCCGCCGCCCCAUGCACCGCAGCGUGCGGACCAUGCCCCUCCAGGCCCUGCAGCAGAUCCACCUGCUGCCGCAGCCACGGUGGUCACCGCCCAUGCCCGCAGAUGACCGCCUGCUGCGCCUGGCCGUGCUGCUCUCGCCGUCUGCAUCUUGGUCGGUCAUUUCGAUCAUGUGUUCGUCGGUAGGGUCUUGCUGUCUGAGUAGGCUCUGUUCGGCAGUGUUCAUGGUGUCGUCCUCGUGGGCAGCGUGCAGGGCCGAAAGCACCGAUCUGUUCGGCCGCCGAUGAGGGUAGUGAUACGACGAUAGACGCGUAAUGGUGGCGGCUGGCUGCGAUGCGGCUGACUGGACUCACGCGCGAGCAAAGUUGGACUGGUUCAUCAUCUCAUUCAUCAAUGACAUAAGCCGCGCUGUCACAGCUUUGACGAGAUCAGCAGCAGAUCGCCAGAGGGGACAAGCUUCCACGCUCACUCCUGUCCUCCCUCUUCGCG
This is a messenger RNA of Vitrella brassicaformis, 6266 nucleotides long. The record is from the annotation of a GenBank genome assembly. NCBI's taxonomy places the organism in Eukaryota, Vitrellaceae.